AUAAAAUGCGUGUCCCCGCGGCGGGGAGGGCGCAGUGAGCGGCGCGGCGGCUGAGGAGCGGUUCGCGGUAGCACUACAGCGUAGAGGAUUCGGCGCGCAGCGCUACCGGCACCGGCGCUUGCUUUUCUUCCUACCGGUAAGUGAGGAAAAAUGGCCCGUACAAAGCAGACCGCCCGCAAGUCCACUGGGGGGAAGGCGCCGCGCAAGCAGCUGGCCACGAAGGCGGCCCGGAAAAGCGCCCCCUCUACCGGCGGCGUCAAGAAGCCUCACCGCUACAGGCCAGGAACCGUCGCGCUCCGUGAGAUUCGUCGUUACCAGAAAUCCACGGAGCUGCUGAUCCGCAAGCUGCCCUUCCAGCGGCUGGUCAGGGAAAUCGCCCAAGAUUUCAAAACAGAUUUGAGGUUCCAGAGUGCGGCCAUCGGUGCGCUGCAGGAGGCCAGCGAGGCAUACCUGGUGGGUCUGUUUGAAGACACAAACCUGUGUGCUAUCCAUGCCAAGAGAGUCACCAUCAUGCCCAAAGAUAUCCAGUUGGCUCGCAGGAUACGGGGAGAGAGGGCUUAAGUGAAGGCUGUUUUUAUGGUGUUUUGUAGUUAAUUCUGUAAAAUACUUUGGUUUUAAUUUGUGACUUUUUUGUAAGAAAUUGUUUAUAAUAUGUUGCAUUUGUACUUAAGUCAUUCCAUCUUUCACUCAGGAUGAAUGCUAAAAGUGACUGUUCACAUAAACCUCAGUGAUGUUGAGCCUCAGGCUCAGGAGUGACAAGUUGCUAAUAUGCAGAAGGGAUGGGUGUUCUUUCUUGCUUCUCAUGCAUGUUUCUGUAUGUUAAUGACUUGUUGGGUAGAUAAACUUGUAAGGUACUAGAAUUGAUAUAAAUGUGUACAGGGUCCUUUUGCAAUAAAACUGGUUAUGACUUGA
Cinclus cinclus is the source of this 912-nucleotide messenger RNA. RefSeq names its product histone H3.3A. The transcript is spliced from 4 exons. Gene Ontology annotation, cellular component: nucleosome. Gene Ontology annotation, molecular function: structural constituent of chromatin; DNA binding; protein heterodimerization activity. The coding region runs from base 151 to 561 and encodes 136 amino acids. NCBI's taxonomy places the organism in Eukaryota, Metazoa, Chordata, Aves, Passeriformes, Cinclidae. The record is from RefSeq and is a predicted model, not a curated record.